UUCACCUACCCCUUUUGUACGAUAUCGUUGUAACAACCGUUUUGAUGGGACUCAUUGUCUAUAGAUUUAUGACGAAUCUAGAUAGCGCCGAUGCCGUCGGAUGUUUUGGAUUUGCCACGUACAUUUUUUCCAUGCUGGUUGUAGUAUAUGUGAAUUGUUUCAUGGGAGAAUAUCUCAAAACUGAGUGUAAUGCACUUCUGAAUGCCUACUACGAGUGCAACUGGUGCGAUAUGUCAAUGGGAUACAAGAAAGCCUUAAUAAUAUGCAUGCAAACAACGCAAGAGCCCAUUAGAAUAACUGCAGGAAGGUUCUAUAUUUUCUCGUUGGAGACUUUCACAAAGGUAAGACCUCUACUGCAGCAGGAAAUUCCUGAGAUUCCCACAAAUCGAGACAUCAAUCGAUUUUCAGACAAUGAAGUCGUCGAUGGUGUACGUACAAAUGUUGAGAAAAACAAUGUAAUCCAUUCCCUUGGGAUACCAAACAGGAGAAGGAAAAACUGCAGUUCUUUUGGUGGUGAAAUGGAAAAUUUUUGUUAUUUUUUGACGUUUCCCUCUAUAAAAAUUUUAAAUGAAAAAUAUUGUGGGUAAAAACAGAUUUUUCUUUCUCCAAAUCAGAUAUUCUAGAGAAACAUUUUUGAGAGAAAUUCAUCCCAAUAAUUGGGACUUCAGUGAAUAUCUAUAUAAUUUCUAUAAAAUUGUUACUCUUUUCGUAAUGUUAUGUUUCGUUUCCACAUUAAUUAACUGAAGUAAAGAAACGAGAAAUUUCUACAGGAAAUAUUUCGAUAGAACAAAAUCUUCUCUACAAAAUGUUUCAUUUCACAUUUCUAUAGAAUAUUCGUUAACUUUUCAUAGUGUAUCUAUAGAGAAUUGUAUUUAAUUGUUGUCAAUUAAAUUGAAAUUUUCUGCAGCUUUUUUUAUUUAUUCCCCAUAAAAAUGAAAAAAAAAAUCCUUCGAU
Molecule: messenger RNA, 954 nt
Organism: Fopius arisanus
Lineage: Eukaryota; Metazoa; Arthropoda; Insecta; Hymenoptera; Braconidae
Product: odorant receptor 2a-like
Exons: 3
Coding region: 45-587 (180 amino acids)
Biological process (GO): sensory perception of smell; detection of chemical stimulus involved in sensory perception of smell
Cellular component (GO): plasma membrane
Molecular function (GO): odorant binding; olfactory receptor activity
Source: RefSeq, a predicted model, not a curated record